AUGAAGUCAACUAUUCUAUUUUGUGUUUCUUUGACCAUUGUGAUGGCAUUGGUUCAGGCUGAUCCCAAUUUCCAUCAGUUGAUGCAGCAAUGUAUGCAGGAGACACAAGUGACUGAGGCAGACUUGAAGGAAUUCAUGGCUGCCGGCAUGCAGAGCAAUGCCAAGGAGAAUCUGAAAUGCUAUGCCAAAUGCUUAAUGGAGAAACAGGGUCAUAUGGCCAAUGGACAAUUCGAUGCCCAAGCUUUGCUCAACACCCUUAAGAAUGUGCCCCAAAUGAAGGAUAACAUGGAUGAAAUCACCUCCGGGGUCAAUGCCUGUAAGGAUAUAAAGGGAUCCAAUGACUGCGAUACCGCAUUCAAGAUUACCAUGUGCCUUAAGGAGCACAAGGCAGUCCCUGGACAUCAUAAGGCAUAAGGGCAGUAAGAGAUAAAACCAUGAUGGAUAUCUUUCCCCCUUCCGAACAACCAUCACUAAUUAGCAAAAAGGACACUUAGGG
Molecule: messenger RNA, 496 nt
Organism: Drosophila willistoni
Lineage: Eukaryota; Metazoa; Arthropoda; Insecta; Diptera; Drosophilidae
Gene: Obp56h
Product: general odorant-binding protein 56h
Exons: 2
Coding region: 1-414 (137 amino acids)
Biological process (GO): sensory perception of smell
Molecular function (GO): odorant binding
Source: RefSeq, a predicted model, not a curated record